Messenger RNA from Saccharomyces eubayanus, 1431 nucleotides. It is a transcript of the gene BNA4, whose product is annotated as kynurenine 3-monooxygenase. Gene Ontology annotation, molecular function: NAD(P)H oxidase H2O2-forming activity; FAD binding; kynurenine 3-monooxygenase activity. NCBI's taxonomy places the organism in Eukaryota, Fungi, Ascomycota, Saccharomycetes, Saccharomycetales, Saccharomycetaceae. The transcript has a single exon. Gene Ontology annotation, biological process: NAD+ metabolic process; quinolinate biosynthetic process; L-tryptophan catabolic process. The record is from RefSeq and is a predicted model, not a curated record. The coding region runs from base 1 to 1431 and encodes 476 amino acids. Gene Ontology annotation, cellular component: mitochondrial outer membrane.
AUGACACUUGAAACAUACACGACCUCAAACAAACUAUUUCGUCUGUAUAUGUCUGAAUCGGUAGCUGUUAUAGGGGCAGGGUUAGUAGGCUGUCUUGCUGCAUUGGCAUUAUCUAAAGAGGGAUAUCAAGUCACACUUUAUGACUUUAGACAUGAUCCAAGGUUGGACACCACUCAAAAUAAAAACUUGAAAUCCAUCAAUUUGGCGAUCUCUGCCCGAGGCAUUGAUGCACUGAAAUCGGUAGAUUUUGGUGCGUGUGAACGCAUUUUGCAAGAUAUGAUUCCCAUGAAAGGCCGAAUGAUUCAUGAUUUGAGGGGUGAGCAGGAAUCUCAAUUGUAUGGCUUACAUGGAGAAGCCAUCAAUUCCAUCAAUAGAUCUGUAUUAAAUAAUAAACUAUUGGAUGAAUUAGAAAAGACUACAGCAGAGCUAAAAUUCGGUCAUAAGUUGGCCCGAAUCGAAUGGACCGAUGACAAGCAAAUAUGUCAUUUUGCUGCUGAGGAAGAUUCGAAGGUACCAAAUAUAGAAAAAUUCGACUUCAUCAUAGGUUGUGAUGGUGCUUACUCUGCUACAAGAUCACAGAUGCAACGUAAAGUUGAGAUGGAUUAUUCGCAAGAAUACAUGGAUUUACGUUAUAUUGAGCUUUAUAUCCCCGCCACCAAGGUAUCUAAGCAGGAGUAUGGAGGGAAUUUUGCCAUAGCGCCCGACCAUUUACAUAUUUGGCCUCGUCACAGGUUCAUGUUAAUUGCUCUGGCCAACAGCGACGGCUCGUUUACUUCGACAUUCUUUGGGCCUAAAGAUCAAAUUUCAGAUUUGAUCACUUCAGAGUCACGUGUGAAGAACUUUCUAGUCGAGAACUUUCCUGAUAUUGUAAAUAUUAUGGAUCUGGACGACGCUGUAAAAAGGUUUAUCACAUAUCCUAAGGAGAGUCUUGUUUGCGUGAAUUGUAAACCAUACGACGUUCCCGGUGGGAAAGCCAUCCUACUAGGUGACGCAGCACAUGCAAUGGUACCAUUCUAUGGCCAAGGCAUGAAUUGCGGGUUCGAAGAUGUGAGAAUUCUAAUGGAACUGUUGAAAAAGCACUCAGGUGAUCGUUCAAGUGCCUUUGUUGAGUAUAGUCAAACAAGACACAAAGACCUUGUUUCUAUUACCGAACUGGCAAAGAGAAAUUACAAGGAAAUGUCACAUGAUGUUACGUCGAAGCGUUUCUUGUUUAGGAGAAAGCUCGAUGCUCUAUUCAGUGUCAUGAUGAGGGAAAAAUGGAUACCUCUGUACACAAUGGUAUCCUUCAGGUCCGAUAUUUCGUACUCCAAAGCGUUAGAAAGGGCUGGGAAACAGACCCGAAUCUUGAAAUUUUUAGAAUCUUUGGCAAUCGGGAUAUUAUCCGUCAGUAGUUUCAAGCUUUUCAAGUUUUUGGCCAGAGAGCGGUCCUAG